GUGGAUGCCAAGGUCGUUGGCUUGCUCAUUACCGCGUGCGCUGGGGUCAGUCACCUCUAAAGUGGGGGGCGGAUAAGAUCGCGUCGCCCUCCACAUCGACCUCCAUCGACGUCCACGACAAUCACACUCGCAGACGACAUACAUCCUCCAUAAUGGUGCGUUGGCAUAACCCAGGCGACAUCAGACAAGGCGCUCGGCUCGGCGAUGCUGCUCGUUGCGGCCGUCGUGUUCGUGUACUACACUACAUGGGCACUGCUUCUCCCAUUCGUCGACCCCCGCUCGACACUCCACGACCUCUUCCCGCCACGCGAGUGGGCUGUACGCGCCCCCGCGCUCCUCCUCCUCCUCGGUGUGGCCGGCAUCGCGGCCUUCUUCGCAAAGGUCUCGGCGGCGGAGGCAGCCAAGCGGCGCGCGCGCGAAGGCAAAGCUGCAUAGAUUCACGCUCGUUACCCAUGCAUGUGAUACCAGUACAA
This is a messenger RNA of Cutaneotrichosporon oleaginosum, 473 nucleotides long. RefSeq lists its product as uncharacterized. Gene Ontology annotation, molecular function: enzyme regulator activity. The record is from RefSeq and is a predicted model, not a curated record. Lineage: Eukaryota; Fungi; Basidiomycota; Tremellomycetes; Trichosporonales; Trichosporonaceae. Gene Ontology annotation, biological process: GPI anchor biosynthetic process. Gene Ontology annotation, cellular component: endoplasmic reticulum membrane; dolichol-phosphate-mannose synthase complex.